AUGUGUGAGGCCUUGGCCGUUUCGACUCCCAUGAGGAAGUCCGUUGUGUUGACCCAUCGCUAUCCUUCUUGCUCGGUGUUAGUGGGUGAGAUGUUCCUUCCUGCCGAUCUAUUCAUGAUGCCGCUGUCAGGCUUCGAUAUUAUUCUGGGUAUGGACUGGCUUGUGGAGUAUCAUGUCAUCUUAAACUAUGCCGUGAGGACAGUCACAUUCCACAUUCCAGGCUUGCCAGUUUUUCAGUUUGUCACUGAGCCCAGAGGAGAGCCAUUAUCUAGUUUCUUAGCUUCUGUCGUUGAGGAUUAUGUGGCAGAGUGUAUUGAGCAGCUGUCAAUUGUUUGCGAGUACCCGGAUGUGUUCCAGGAGAUACCGGGUUUACUGUCGAGUCGAGAGGUGGAGUUUCAUAUUGAUCUGGUGCCCGGUACAGCGCCUAUCUCAAAGGCCCCCUACCGGAUGCACCGUUGGAGUUAA
Magnolia sinica is the source of this 465-nucleotide messenger RNA. RefSeq lists its product as uncharacterized. The record is from RefSeq and is a predicted model, not a curated record. The transcript has a single exon. Lineage: Eukaryota; Viridiplantae; Streptophyta; Magnoliopsida; Magnoliales; Magnoliaceae. Bases 1 to 465 code for a protein of 154 amino acids.